Messenger RNA from Hyla sarda, 1848 nucleotides. RefSeq names its product meiosis specific nuclear structural 1 (gene MNS1). NCBI's taxonomy places the organism in Eukaryota, Metazoa, Chordata, Amphibia, Anura, Hylidae. Gene Ontology annotation, cellular component: motile cilium. The record is from RefSeq and is a predicted model, not a curated record. Bases 132 to 1631 code for a protein of 499 amino acids. Gene Ontology annotation, biological process: cilium organization. The transcript is spliced from 10 exons.
GACGAGUAACAGUAGGUCACGUGUGAUAAAGGGGGCGUGGAAAAGCCUUGGAGACUCGGUUACCUGAGUAACGUACGCAAACAGGAUCCGUGAAGUGGCGGAACCGAGAGAAGCGCGGGCAGUCAGCAGCAAUGAUGGUUUCAAAGAGAGGUGUGACUUAUGGUCAGAGGGAGAAGAUAAUAGCAGAAGCUAGGCGCCAAGAAUUUAUUCGGGAAGACCAGAUUAAGAAACUGAACCAAGAACAGAAGUUGGAAGCUUGCCUAAAGAGUGAGGAACGUGUGGAAAAAAAACGCUUUCUGAGGAGACUGCAGGAUGAAGAACAGGAGAGAAGGAUUGAGGAAACUCUCCAGCAAGCUGAAGAAACCAAACGCCUCAAAGAGCUACAGCUGGAACAAGAAGAAAGAAUGGCCCAAGAGCUGGCAAGAAUAAAGCACGAGCAACUGAAAGAUGAGAAAAUGAGGCAGCAAAUCCGAGAAAACAGCCUUGAGCUUAGAGAUCUGGAGCAAAAACUGAAGUCUGCCUACCUAGCAAGGGAGAGGGCUGCACAGGUUGCUGAAAAAGAACUUCUUAAUUAUGAGAACAUGAAACGAGAAUCUGAAAUAGCUCAAAAAAUGAAGGAAGAACUUGAAAGGGCUUCAGAAGAAGAGUUGGCCAAGGAGACAAGACGUUAUCAGGAGAAGCUGUAUUACCAGCGAGAGCUAGAAACCCAGCUGGAAGACAAAGAGAAGAAGAGGCAGGAGGCUUAUCAGGAAUUCCUAAGGGAGAAGAUCCUGGUUGAUGAAAUUGUGAGGAAGAUUUAUGAAGAAGAUCAAACAGAAAGGCGAUUAAAACUAGAAAAAAUGAAUGCCACAAGGAGAUAUAUAGAGGAAUUUAAAGAACAGCAGGACACCUGGAGAAAAAUGGAGAAGGAGAAGAUGGAGGAAGAGAACAGAAUGAUCUUGGCUUUUGCUAAUAUGCAGCAGAGAAGAGAGGAAGACCGGAUGGCACAAGUUAGAGAGCGGGAGGAAAAGAAAAAGGCCCUUCAGAACAUGCUUGCAGAACAUAUCCAAAGAGAACAGCAACAGAGAGAAGAACUUGAACAGAUGCGUGAAGAGCUGUACCUGGAAGAACAAGCCGAAGAGGCCAGACAACGAGAAAUUGCAGAGAUGGAGAAGAAAAUUCGCCAGCGGCUUGAAUUACAACAUACUUUUGAAGAACAAAUGGCUUUUAAGAAAAUUGUCCAACAAGCUGCUAAAGAGGAAGAAGAAGCUUUCAGACAAGCCAUGCUUGCAAAGUUUGCAGAGGAUGAUAGGAUUGAGCAGAUGAAUGCUCAGAAGAGGAGAAUGAAACAGCUUGAGCACAAGCGAGCAGUGGAGAAACUACUGGAAGAUCGACGCAAACAGUUUAUUGCUGAUAAAGAGCGUGAACUCCAAGAAAGGCAGGAGGAAGAGAAGAGAGAAGCAUUUCGUAGAGCUAUCAUUGAAGAAGAGAGACAGAAACUUCUCAAGGAACAUGCCUCACGGUUAUUGGGCUAUCUCCCAAAAGGUAUAUUUAAAAAUGAAGAGGACCUUGGUAUGUUUGAUGAGGAGUUUCAAAAAACUUUUCAGAAACGUCGUGCGGACCAAUUCUCUGAAGAGGGCUGGAAUUUCUAAAUUUACUGUUUUACUUCGAGGUGGCAUGGUGUCUUAUUGUCAGCCUUAAGUUACCUGGAAAUAUUUAACUUAUGAAUGUAUAGUACUGGUAUCAGUUCAGUUGUAUACUAUUAAUUAUAAUACAUUUUAAAGUUGGUAACAUCAGAUAUUUAAAAAUGUUGGCUGUUAUUUUUUUAAACUUGAGAAAGUAAUAAAAAAUAUAGUUGUAAGAAAACAG